Messenger RNA from Trichoplax adhaerens, 336 nucleotides. RefSeq lists its product as uncharacterized. The record is from RefSeq and is a predicted model, not a curated record. NCBI's taxonomy places the organism in Eukaryota, Metazoa, Placozoa, Uniplacotomia, Trichoplacea, Trichoplacidae. The annotation marks the transcript as partial. Gene Ontology annotation, molecular function: protein binding. The transcript is spliced from 3 exons.
UGUUCCAAUGGACAGUGCAUCAAUAUAAAAAGCGUCUGCGAUGGUUAUCAGGAUUGCUUUGACGGUGACGACGAACAAUAUUGCGCUACGACAUGUCCUUCUCAACAUUUUAAUUGUAGUUAUGGACAAUGUAUACAAUCUAACAAAGUUUGCGAUGGCAAAUAUGACUGUCCAGACUGGAGUGAUGAAUUGAAUUGCGAUUUAUCAACUUGCAAUGAAAAUCAAUUUCAAUGUUACGAUGGCAGCUGUAUUCAGCUUGCAAAUACAUGCGACAACAUUAAUAAUUGUCUCGAUCAUUCUGAUGAAAUUUUUUGCCGUAAGUUUGAAAUAAAUUAA